Messenger RNA from Sinocyclocheilus grahami, 2093 nucleotides. RefSeq names its product ankyrin repeat and zinc finger domain-containing protein 1-like. The transcript has 14 exons. The coding region runs from base 1 to 1914 and encodes 637 amino acids. Gene Ontology annotation, biological process: ERAD pathway. The record is from RefSeq and is a predicted model, not a curated record. Gene Ontology annotation, molecular function: protein binding. NCBI's taxonomy places the organism in Eukaryota, Metazoa, Chordata, Actinopteri, Cypriniformes, Cyprinidae.
AUGAUUAACUUCAGCUUACUCGGACUGAAGUUUGAGAAGAAGACUGGCACAGGUGAUAUUUCAAGCAUUUCGGGUUCAGACUCAGACAGUUCAGACAGUAAGGAUGGGGAUCUUGAAGAUGAAGUGGGCCCUGAAGAGACAGACAGUGCUCUGGACACAGAUCAGUCCACACGUCGACUUUCUACCAAAGUAGUCUUUCAAAACAUGCAGGGACAGUACCUGUCAUUGUAUCACUGUGUUCUGCAAAGCAAGAAAGACAAUGAGGAAGACUUGGUUUCCUCUUUACUGAAAAUAUCAAACAAAACUAUUUGGGUAAUUCUGAUGACUGGUGGUGGACACUUUGCUGGAACAGUUAUUAAGGGAAAAGAAAUUCUGCAGCAUAAGACGUUCCAUCGGUACACAGUGAGAGCGAAGCGAGGGACCGCACAGGGACUGAGGGACUCUCAGAACCACAGCCACAGGCCUAAAUCAGCAGGGGCAGCCCUCAGACGUUACAAUGAGGCAGCGCUGCUCAAGGAUAUUCACGAUCUUCUAGAAAGCUGGGCUGAGUAUUUGAAGGAGGCAAGUGCCAUCUUCCUGCGAGCACCAAGUUACAAUAAGACCAUAUUUUUUGGAGGUCGCGGAGCACCACUGGACAACAAAGAUCAGAGAGUCCGUGUACUUCCUUUCGCCACACGUAGAGCAACAUUUAGUGAAAUACAGAGAGUCUUUGAUCUUCUCUCAACUGUACAUGUUUAUCAAAAGGACACUGAAAUCUCCAGUAUUUUCAGUCCUUCGAGAAGAGUGUGGAAGAAGAAAACUCCUAAACCUGUUAGUCAUCCUGUCCCAAACACCAAUGUGCCUGCAGAGGGAGAAGAGGUUAAAGAAGAGAGUUCAGGGGAGGAAGACCCAGGAACGUUAAUGAUGGUGGAGGUGACACUGGGAACUCUGGACCUCAGAGAACAUGAGGUCCAGCUUAAUAAGAAGAGAAGAAGCAAAAGGAAAGAGAAGAGAGAAGACUCAAGCAACCGUGAAAUAACUAAGGAAGAAGCAAAUUAUGAAAUACUGGAAGAAGGUGAACUGGAAUGUGAAGAAGAUGACUCUAAAGAGAUGCAGAGAAAGUCAAAGAGCAGGAGGAAACCCAAAGGCAAAAAACGUCAGCUAGAAGAAGAAGAAUUGAAUGAGUCUUGGGAAUAUAGUUUGAGGGACGCUCUCUACACUGCCUGUAAAACGGGGGACAUCCAAUCAUUACGCACCCUCCUGCAACAACCAGAGGACCAGGGAGAGGAAAAAGGCAAAGGAGAGAGAAACGCCAAAGAGAAUCCUAUCUCAAGGGUUUCAUAUCUUCUCAACAAGCCCAUAGACUCAUCAGGCUUUACUUUACUGCAUGUGGCAUCAGCAGCUGGACAGAGUUCAGUCAUCAGACUGUUAAUGGAUGAAGGGAGUGAUCCAGCUAACAAGGAUAAGAAAGGACAGACUCCAUAUGGAGUUGCUCCGGAAAAAGAUACCCGCAACACAUUCAGAAAAUACAUGGCCGAACACCCUCAGAAGUAUGACUACACUAAAGCACAGGUGCCUGGACCACUGACUGAAGAAAUUGAGUCCAAAAAGGCAGAGAAGAAAAAAGCCCAAAAAGCAGCACGGAAACAGAGAGAGAAAGAGCAAAAAGAAGAGAAACUCAAGAAACAGCAAGAAGAGGAGGAAAAGAGGAGGUUCAUAGCUCUUGGUGACAGAGAGAAGCGAGCUCUGGCUGCAGAGAGGAGAUUGGCUGAACAUAUGGCCACAACUGGAGUAACACUCACCACCAUUAGGAGAUGCUUUCAGUGUGGAGAGUCAUUACUGGGAAAGAUUCCUUUUGAAUAUUUGGACUACUCUUUCUGUACACUUCGCUGUGUCCAAGCCCACCGCAAAGCCAAUGCUGCCGCCCGACCCUGACCUCUGGCAUCCUGCCACACAGUGUUAGAGGAGGGGAGGGUGUACUGCCAUAUUGUGGACAUAUUUCAUCUCGCAUGAUCUGGGAGUUGACUGGAUUUUACAAUAAACAUAUCAUGGAUUUCACAGUUGUCUUUGGAAAUAACAAGACUAUGAAAGAUUACCUAGAAUAGGAGAAGCGA